Dioszegia hungarica is the source of this 2334-nucleotide messenger RNA. RefSeq names its product kinase-like domain-containing protein. Gene Ontology annotation, biological process: protein phosphorylation. The coding region runs from base 1 to 2334 and encodes 777 amino acids. NCBI's taxonomy places the organism in Eukaryota, Fungi, Basidiomycota, Tremellomycetes, Tremellales, Bulleribasidiaceae. The transcript has 10 exons. The record is from RefSeq and is a predicted model, not a curated record. Gene Ontology annotation, molecular function: ATP binding; protein kinase activity.
AUGCUUCCUCGCCGGGCAGCACCCGCGCCUCCCAAUGGUCUCCCUCCAACGUCCUCCGCCGCAGCUUCUUCCUCCUCGUCGUAUGCGGAUGCCUCCGAACUCGACAAGUAUAAGCUUGUCUCCAAUAUCGGGAAGGGGAGCUUUGGGGUGAUCAGCAAGGUCCAAAGGGUGGACGAUGGGCGAGAGUUUGCGCUCAAGCAGCUGGACUAUGCGAAGAUGACGGAUAAGGAUAGGAAGCAGAUCCUGGCUGAAGUGGCGAUCCUGGAAUCGCUGAAACAUCGCAACAUCGUCCAGCUUAUACAGAAGAUCAAGGAUCCCAAGAACGAGCGGAUAUACAUCAUCAUGGAGUACUGCACUUCAGGCGACCUCGGUUCUCUGAUCCGCAAAGCGCAGCGGUCCAAUACCCCACUGAACGAAGAUAAAAUCUGGAACAUCUUCCUCCAGAUCGUCCAAGCGCUACAUCACUGUCAUUGGCCUAAUGAGCGGAGUCAGAGCAGUACGACCGGAAGAGGAGCUCUGUCGAGGGGUACAGCGGCGGAGAAGGAGGCGAGGUACCAGGUGCUGCACCGGGAUUUAAAACCUGAGAACGUAUUCCUUUCGGAUGACUUCGUAAAGCUCGGUGACUUUGGCCUGAGCAAGGAUAUGGGUACUGCAGCGUUUACGUCAACUUACGUCGGAACACCGCUGUAUAUGCCACCCGAGAUUCUCGCUGAGAACAAAUACGACACCAAGUCUGAUAUAUGGAGUCUUGGAUGUCUAGUAUUCGAGAUGUGUGCCUUAACAUCGCCCUUCUCAGCCGCGACGACCCAAGCGGAGCUCAUCACUAUGGUCCGGUCCGGCCGAAUUCCCUCCAUACCUCCUCAGUACUCUGCAACGCUACGAGAUGUCGUCAAGGCCAUGUUGACCCUCAAUCCUGCCAAGCGACCUACUACGGGGCAGCUGCUCGAGCUGGAAGAGAUGAAGCUACACAGAAAGCUAUUCUCUGUGCAGAACCAGACUCAAUUGCUUGUUACCAAGAAGGACGAGCUCCGGAAAUACGAGGAGUCGCUGCAUCAUCGCGCUCAGCAGCUCAACGAGCGGGAAGAGCAGAUCAUAGCACAGGAAGCGACAUUAGCGGAACGGGAAGAAGCGUGCAGGGUGAAGGAGGAAGCUGCGGGGGAGACGCAGAAGAGGCUGAAUCAUGCGGCGGACACCCUCAGGGCGCAGUGGGAGAAGCUGAGGGAGGAGAAGGCGGGGAUGGGUCUCGGUCAGGAACCACUCGCUAUCCGUCGACCGUCCAUGCCUCCUGCCCGGCCGCCAUUGGAGGAAAGAGCUACGAUGCCUCUUCCCUCUCUUCCACGCCCUCCCCGUCCACAACACACCUACUCCUACGACGACACCCCCUCCAAGAUACCCGUCCCCAUCUACUCGACCCCCUCAUCUUUCUUCUCUGGUGCACGCAACCCUGCCGGUUCGCUCCGCCGAAACGCCUCGAAAUCACUUGGUAACCUCGCUGCGCGUGCCCAGGCCGAGGCUCAGGCAGACGCUAAUCGAGCCGCUGCUGCCUCUGCUAUCGGAACGGGGCUUGAAGGGACGCCAGCGAAGCAGGUCAUCAGGGGCCAUGUGCAUCAGCGGAGCAGUAUCGGAUCGCCCAAUGACCUCCAAAAGCAGUACGACCAGCUCGUCUCUGGUGGACGGUCCGGGGCGGCUGCGUACUACGGCGCCUGGUCGGACGACGUCUCGAUGGCGAGCCCGGCGCUCUCGGUCGCUGCUGCCGGAUCACCCUUCAUGCUUCCCGGCGGCAGGCGGAAAUCAGCCGGUAUUGUCCGGCCCUUCCCUCUCGGCCCGAACGCCACUGCUACUGGCUCCGGGUCUGGAUCUGGAUCUGGCUCAGGCCCACUCCGACCUUCCGGAAGCGCCACGAGCCAGGACUCCAUGUCGUCCGCCGAUAGCGGCGGGAACAUGCAAGCGUACAACCUUCAUACCGUCUCCCAACAACUUCCCACCCCGGCCAAAUGGUCUAUGGAGGAUCCGGACCUCCCCUCGCCCUUCCUACGCCGGAUACCUACCGCACCGCCCGUCAUUCCCAGCCAGCGCGAACGGCAGCCGCUGGGAAUGAUCAAUAUCCCGCAGGCGAUGCCGAUGCCGGCUCCUACGGGUGCUGGGGGAGUGGGGAAGAAGGGGUCGAGCACGGGUAUACCACGGUCGAGGAGCGGAAACCUGCAUCAGCACGUGUUGAAGCAGAAUGCGGCGCAGGCGCAGCAGGGCGAGAACAGACGGGAAGGAGGCGGUGGGACCGGGACCGGGAGUGGAGGGCCGAAGGCACAGAUCAGGCAGGGCGUGGCGGGCCGUUGA